AGUGCUUCUUCUCUGCUGCUAGUCUCUGCCUCACUCCGUCGCCAUGUUAGGAGCUGUGGGACGCUGCUCCGCUGGGGCUUUACGGGCUCUGAAACCAGCUUCCAGCCCCGUUCAACUGGGCCAGAACCUGCUUAGGAGUUCUCCAGCCGCAUUACACUCUCGAAGAGACUAUGCAGCACAGACAGCAGCAGCUGCCAAGCCUGGCGUUGCCACAGGGCGCAUAGUGGCAGUUAUUGGUGCUGUUGUGGAUGUCCAGUUCGAUGAAGGUUUACCACCCAUCCUGAAUGCUCUGGAGGUUCAGGGCAGGGACACCAGGCUGGUACUGGAAGUUGCUCAGCAUUUGGGUGAGAGCACAGUCCGUACCAUUGCUAUGGAUGGUACUGAGGGCUUGGUAAGAGGACAGAAAGUCCUUGAUGCUGGCACACCAAUCAGAAUUCCUGUUGGCCCUGAGACCCUGGGAAGAAUUAUGAAUGUCAUUGGUGAACCCAUUGAUGAAAGAGGCCCUAUUACAACAAAGCAAUUUGCUGCAAUCCAUGCCGAAGCUCCAGAGUUUGUGGAAAUGAGUGUUGAGCAGGAGAUUCUGGUUACUGGCAUCAAAGUGGUGGAUCUGUUGGCCCCAUAUGCUAAAGGAGGAAAAAUCGGACUCUUUGGUGGAGCUGGUGUUGGUAAAACUGUACUGAUUAUGGAACUUAUUAACAAUGUAGCCAAAGCCCACGGUGGUUACUCAGUGUUUGCUGGUGUAGGAGAGCGUACCCGUGAAGGCAAUGACUUGUACCAUGAAAUGAUUGAGUCUGGUGUCAUCAACCUGAAGGACACCACUUCAAAGGUAGCAUUGGUGUAUGGACAGAUGAAUGAACCACCUGGUGCCAGGGCUCGUGUAGCUUUGACUGGACUAACUGUUGCUGAGUACUUCAGAGACCAGGAGGGACAAGAUGUGCUGCUUUUCAUUGACAACAUCUUCAGGUUCACCCAGGCUGGAUCAGAGGUGUCUGCCUUGCUUGGGCGUAUACCAUCAGCUGUCGGUUACCAACCAACUCUGGCUACUGAUAUGGGUACCAUGCAGGAGAGAAUCACUACCACCAAGAAGGGGUCUAUUACAUCUGUGCAGGCUAUCUAUGUGCCUGCUGAUGAUUUGACUGACCCUGCUCCUGCCACCACCUUUGCUCACUUGGAUGCAACUACUGUCCUGUCUCGUGCUAUUGCAGAGUUGGGUAUCUAUCCUGCUGUAGAUCCCCUGGAUUCUACCUCCCGUAUCAUGGAUCCCAACAUUGUUGGUCAGGAGCAUUAUGAUGUGGCUCGUGGAGUACAGAAAAUUCUGCAGGAUUAUAAAUCUUUGCAAGAUAUUAUUGCCAUCUUGGGUAUGGAUGAAUUGUCUGAAGAAGACAAACUGACUGUGGCCCGCGCUAGGAAGAUCCAGCGUUUCCUCUCUCAGCCAUUCCAGGUUGCUGAAGUCUUCACAGGGCACUUGGGUAAACUAGUCCCACUGAAAGAUACCAUCAAGGGAUUCCAGCAGAUCCUUCAAGGAGAGUUCGAUCACCUCCCAGAGCAGGCUUUCUACAUGGUUGGACCUAUUGAAGAAGCUGUAACAAAGGCUGAGAAACUUGCAGAAGAGCACUCUUAAGACUCAAUACCCUGUUAAAGCACUCAAACACCUUCAUCGUCACAGUAACUUUAAGCCUGUUUCUGUAUUGGAUCCGUGUUGGCAAAGUAUUUAAAAUUUCCAAUAAAACAUCUCUGUAAAAAGACCCACA
Messenger RNA from Spea bombifrons (plains spadefoot toad), 1751 nucleotides. RefSeq names its product ATP synthase F1 subunit beta (gene ATP5F1B). The transcript has 10 exons. Bases 44 to 1621 code for a protein of 525 amino acids. Gene Ontology annotation, molecular function: proton-transporting ATP synthase activity, rotational mechanism; ATP binding; ATP hydrolysis activity. NCBI's taxonomy places the organism in Eukaryota, Metazoa, Chordata, Amphibia, Anura, Pelobatidae. The record is from RefSeq and is a predicted model, not a curated record. Gene Ontology annotation, biological process: proton transmembrane transport; proton motive force-driven mitochondrial ATP synthesis.